Fusarium mangiferae is the source of this 2787-nucleotide messenger RNA. RefSeq lists its product as uncharacterized. The record is from RefSeq and is a predicted model, not a curated record. The coding region runs from base 1 to 2787 and encodes 928 amino acids. NCBI's taxonomy places the organism in Eukaryota, Fungi, Ascomycota, Sordariomycetes, Hypocreales, Nectriaceae. Gene Ontology annotation, molecular function: ATP-dependent DNA damage sensor activity; ATP binding; mismatched DNA binding. Gene Ontology annotation, cellular component: nucleus. Gene Ontology annotation, biological process: chiasma assembly; mismatch repair. The transcript is spliced from 6 exons.
AUGCCCAAGACGCCAGGCUCGAGUGCUUCUGGCUCAAGUCGUCGUGGUCGAGGUCGAGGAGGUAGAGGUUGGAGAGGCCGCACUUACAACCGCGGGGACAGUGGUGGUUUGUCCUCCAGAGGUGGCUCAACACGGUCGCGAGCUCGUAAUCCCUCUUCAUCAAUCCGCUACAGUCCUGCUUCCCGGAACCAAGAACAAUAUUCUGAUUCACAAGAACCGCAGACGCCCGGCGCCGACACUCGUGCUCGAAGCAGCAGUGAGCCCAUUCAACAUGAAGUUGUCAUGGCCAUCGAUCUGAGGGAGAAUUUCACCAUUGGGUGUGCAUAUUUCUCAACUAGUGACGGGAUUCUCCAUGUAUCAGAGGACAUUGCCACGGCUUCACUCGACAUUGCGGAGCAAUUUCUUAUCCACAUCCAACCAACCAGUCUUCUUGUAUCGGCAAGAGCACCUUCUAGUUUCCGGGACCAACUGGAAAGGAUCGCUGCAUCAGAAGGUGCCUCAGGAGGUGUCAUUUUCCGCGGCUUGCAGUCGUCAGAGUUCUCAAUCGAGACGGCACACGAACGACUUGUCAGCCUCGAUUCUCAAGCUUUGUCUGCUACUGGUAUCGUAUUUUCCACAGGGAUUGAGGAGGACGGAAGUGAAGAAUCCAUACCGGGUCUUUCCCAACCUGAGUCGCAAGCAUUCCGUCAACUUCGCUAUGGAGGUUGCAUAAACAUGAGUAGCCAGGUAUCAGUGGGAUGUGCUGGUGCCUUACUUGGCGAUAUUCUUCGUCGACGAACCGCUGGUUUUCUCCCUGAUGGACAAGUUGCCGGAGUUCUCUUUCGUGUUGUUGAUAUCCGCAUGUUUUCCCUUAAUACUUACAUGUAUGUCAGUACUGACGCUCUCUUGUCACUGCAAAUUCUGCAGACCGAAUUGCACCCCAACAGCCAAGCGAGCAAGAGCAAUUCGAAAGAAAGUCUUUCUGUAUAUGGACUGUUCCAUCACCUGGCUUGUACCCCUCAGGGACGUACACAACUACGUCAACUCUUCCUUCGACCCCUGUUGGACCUCGACAUCAUUUCGGAGAGGCAGAGAACCAUCGCAGUAUUGCUUCAACCAAACAACGCUGACAAACUUGCACAAUUGACUUCGACCCUACGCAAAGUUCGAAACAUGCGCACCACUUUAGCGCAGUUGCGAAAAGGUAUUGAGUUUCCCUCUGCUGGUCAAUCUUUCGAUAGGGGCGUAUGGGCAACAAUCCAGAAGUUCACCACCCAAGCUCUGACUCUCAGAGAAAUGAUAGGCUUGUUUAAUGGAGGCUCUGAUAUAGUGAUCUUCAAGAAACUGAUUCAUUCCCUCGAACCGGCCAGCUUAGUAGUUGUUGGAGACAUGAUCAACAAGGCAAUCGAUUUUGAACAGUCCAAGGAACGCCACAGAUCCUCCGUCAGAGCCGGAACAGAUACUCAACUUGACGAACUAAAAAGACGGGAGUUACCACAAUGGGCACGUAAAUAUGUUCGGUCGUGCAUCUUUCUGCCACAAAUAGGUUUCCUCACAGUGGUGGAAUCAAAUCGCCUCACAGGUAACGGGCAAUAUGAAGGAGAGGGAACAGCUGUUGCAGCGUGGGAAAAGUUGUUUACUGCGGACGGUGCAGUGUGUUACAAAAACAGCUACAUGAGAGAGUUAGAUGAGGAAUACGGAGACAUGUAUUGCCAGAUUGGAGAUCGGGAGGUGGAGAUCAUACAUGGGCUUGCAGGUAAAGUUUUGGAGCACGAGGAGCAUCUCUUGCUUGCCUCAGAGAUGUGUGGUGAGUUUGAUGCAAUACUUGCCCUUGCGCUUGGUGCCGAAAAGUACGAUUGGCAUGCACCACAAAUGGUGGAAGCAAGCAUUAUUCACAUCGAGGAAGGCCGCCAUCCUCUGCAAGAACUCGUUGUGCCGGCCUUCAUCCCAAAUCCCUGCCAUCUCUUUACAGGGACAUCAAACAUAGCGGCGGUCCAAGACGGCUCUCCUCAGGCUCUGGUACUGACUGGGCCAAAUCACUCUGGGAAGAGUGUCUAUCUGAAGCAAACAGCUAUAAUUGUGUAUCUUGCCCACAUCGGCAGUUUUGUGCCGGCAGUUCAGGCAACAAUCGGGCUUACAGAGAGCAUCUUGACUUGCAUGUCUUCCAGGGAAAGCAUGUCUGGAGGUGAGAGCGCUUUUGCAAGAGACAUGAAACAAGCUGCGCUAUCAAUGAAAUCAUCAACACCCAGAAGCCUCAUCUUGGUAGAUGAAUUCGGGAGAGGGACCAAUGGCGAUGACGGUGCCGGACUGCUAUCCGCGCUACUGGACUACUACCUAUCUCUCGGACCCAAAUGCCCUCGACUACUUGCUGCCACGCACUUUCAUGAAGUUUUCGAGUGCGCGUAUUUGGGAAAUCACAAUGGGUUACGCAUUGCGCACAUGAACGUCAGAAUGGACUGGAAUGCGUCACUUGUGGAUGAUCAAAUGACCUUUCUCUUCAACCUUGAGUAUGGUCAUAGCACGUCGAGUUUUGGAGGUAGAUGUGCAGCUUUGAAUGGGGUGCCAAGCGCAGUGGUUGAACGCGCCGAAAACAUUUCAAAGUUGCUGGCCCGAAGCGAAGACCUGAGUGCUGUUUGUGCCCGCCUUUCUCGAGCAGAGGAAGUCCAGCUUGGCAAAGCAGAGAUGACUGCGCGGCUGUUUCUAAGCGAGACCUUCGGCGACCAAGACGAGGCCAACUUGAACGAGGAAGAACAUACGAGGGGUUCUAUUAUUGAGGUCUUAGAGGACAUACUAUCACCUAAUAUUUGA